Messenger RNA from Hippocampus comes (tiger tail seahorse), 566 nucleotides. RefSeq names its product E3 ubiquitin-protein ligase UBR1-like. The transcript has 5 exons. The record is from RefSeq and is a predicted model, not a curated record. Bases 25 to 528 code for a protein of 167 amino acids. Gene Ontology annotation, molecular function: ubiquitin protein ligase activity. Gene Ontology annotation, cellular component: ubiquitin ligase complex; cytoplasm. Gene Ontology annotation, biological process: protein ubiquitination; ubiquitin-dependent protein catabolic process via the N-end rule pathway. Lineage: Eukaryota; Metazoa; Chordata; Actinopteri; Syngnathiformes; Syngnathidae.
GUUGCAGUUUCCCGUCAAGGUCAAAUGGAGGCAGUCUGCAGUUACUUGGCACUGCCUUCGAAUGUGUUCCAACUUUUCCAGGAGCACAAAGACACUGUGGCACCACUGCUGCAUAGGUGGUGCAGCAGCCCAGCAAUAACCAAACAUCUGAAAGGCAUAACUCAAACAGUCAGAUACCCAAGGAGAAGAAAUCAACUGAUCGACCUCCCAGAGGACUAUAGCGCUCUGCUCAAUCAAGCCAGCCAUUUUCAGUGUCCCAAGUCCGCAGAUGACGAAAGGAAACAUCCCACUUUGUGCCUAUUCUGUGGCGCCAUGCUGUGCUCUCAGAGCUCCUGCUGCUUCAGUCAGCUGAAUGGAGAAGAUGUGGGCGCCUGCACCGCACAUGCCGCCACCUGUGGUGCAGGAGUGGGCAUGUUCCUCAGGAUAAGAGAGUGUGAAAUUGUACUGAUGGCCAGUAAGACCAGAGGAAGCACAUAUCCCGCUCCUUAUUUGGAUGACUAUGGCGAGACUGAUCCUCAUCUCGGGUAAGAAUCUCUAUUUGGUUCUUGUGUUUGCUGUCAUAAUAA